AUGGGUAUCCUUCUUCCAUCAAACCUAAAUGCACCGCUUUUGAGCCUCCUCUUGCUGUUCUUGCUACUACAUCUAUGUGAUGCAACAGAGAUAGCAGAGACCCGACAACUGGAAGGGCAACGGAACUACCGGGCGACAUAUCAAGCCCGUUAUCAGCACUUGCUGGACCGUGACCACUGCAGCGCCGGUCCCGACGGUGCCACUAUUGAAAUCUUUUGUCGCGGCGAGUUGUCUCCCAACAGUGUGUCCGAUGCUUCCAUUGCCUGCACACGCACCCAAGAUGCAGCGGGUUGGAAGGGACUGUCGUGUACUCAUCCUCCAUGCGACGGACAACAAGGCGCCUGCGACUCUUCUUUUGUGGGCAAUAAUGAAACUACCAAUUUUGGAGAAAUUGUGGUGACGUGCGUCGGUGAAACCGAAGCCGAUGUCGAUGUCUACAUGAUGUAUCUGGGAGGACCACCCGGAACUUGCGCUGCCACUACCACCACAACCGAUCCUCCCCAAAAUACUCACGUUGCCCAAUUGGGAGUCCAAUGUCCUUCCGAAUCUGCUGCCGCCGUUUUUCAAUUCGACGAUCACCAUUUCGAAUGCGACGCCAAUUCGGUACCCUCCAAACUCGACGAUCGAUACACCUGUUCUGCCGCUGUUCAAAAUAGGAAUUGUGGAGAUGAUUCCGACGAGUGUACUGUCGAAUACGCCAAUGUCACAAUCCACGCCGAUCGAGAACAGUUUCACGAAUGCAUUACUCCCAUUUGGUUAUCCAAGCCGGUAGGGCCAGAACCAGGUCCUGUGAUUGCCAUGAGUCCACCGGGUCACUAUACGGCCACCUUUCAAGCCCAAUGGCAACUCUCCUUGGAUACCGACUAUUGCAGUGGACAAUUCGCACCCAAACAAAUUCAUUGUCUGCACGGAACCACAUUGGAAAAUGUGACACCUCUUCACGGUACUGUCGACUGUCAAAUGCUCAAUGCCAGUUCCAUGGAAUGUCGCGAUACGGAACCCGACAAUUUCGUCAAUAACUACAGCGGCGUCAUUUACGAGUGUCAAGGAGACACGUUGCCUUUGACACAAGCGGUCUAUGGAGCGGCCCUUUCCUAUUGCAACACCACGAACGACAUGGGAGAACCCGCUAAACAAGUCGCGCAUUCCCUUCAAUUGGGCGUCCAGUGUCGAGACGACAACAAUGACACGGUCCUUUCCCAUGCCGAUGCCUAUUUCGAAUGUGGUCCCGACAAUGAGUACGAAUUUUCGUCCGACGGUGCUAUCUACACGUGUCAAUCCGUUAAUUCCUUUGCACCACAACCACAACAACCCGCGGACAAUACUCCACCCGUUCACAAGUCACUGCCACAAGUCGUCAUGGAAACGGGUGUGCAAUGGACCUUGGAACGGCCCACCAAUUGCUUUCAAUUUGUACCUGCAUUGCCGGAUGAUAUUGGUGCAAGUGGCAUUGGUGUGGUACAGGUGGAACAAGCCGUGCCUGGUUUGGGAAUUCCACUCGAUGGAAGCGCUGGGCUGGGUCCAUCGGUGGCGCCGGCGGCCAUGUCGGGUGGAACUCUUGGAAUUCCGAUUGGUGGUGGAUCCCCGACACCUGUGACUGCAGCUCCUUCGGCGACUAGUGGUGGGACGCUAGGGAUUCCGAUUGCAGGAUCGCCGACACCUGCGACCGCAGCUCCUUCUGCGACGGGUGGUGGAACUCUUGGUAUUCCGAUAGGUGGAGGAUCGCCGACGCCUGC
Molecule: messenger RNA, 1736 nt
Organism: Seminavis robusta
Lineage: Eukaryota; Bacillariophyta; Bacillariophyceae; Naviculales; Naviculaceae
Source: the annotation of a GenBank genome assembly